AGACAACGUCCCAUUAAUGAAACGUUACCAUCCAUGUCAAUAUCAUUUAGUCAUCACUAACAUAUCGCCACAAUAACUAAUGAAAAUAACAAAAUUUGUCAUUGUUGUAUUUUUUUUAUAACGAUAAAAAUUGGUACUAUAAUACAGACUUUUGUGGCGACAAAAAUUUUGUUGUCAUUCAUAUUGUCAUCACAAGAAUCUACUUUUCUUAUAGUGUGGAUACGUGGCUGCAGGCUGCCGUUGCCAUUGCCACGUUAUCUUAUUAUAUAUGUAUAUUAUAUAUUAUAUAUAAUAAGGUGAGGUUAAAAUAAAAACUUUUUUCUCAUGAGAACGUGAGAACCUUUGUAUAAAAUGUAUAAAGUACAUGCACACUACGAUUAUACACAAAAAUAUAAUAUUAUCAUAGAUGAAUUAUUUUAUAUGUUCAUGCAUUUACGUUGUACCUUCCUUGUACAUUACAUGCACAAGUUCUAUUGAAAAAUUAAAUAUUUUGUAAAAUUUAGAAUUGUUGAACAGAUCAAUAAUUUUGAUGAAUAAAUAUUUUUAUCUGAGAUGCGAAUCCUGGAGUGACGUGAUUUUAUAAAAUACGUAUGCUCGAUUUCGUAAUUUCAUAAAAUAUUGAAUUUUCAAUGGAACAUUUCUAUAGAAAUUUAGAAUUGUGGUUUCUUUUCCUUAUCUCUCCGCCAAGAAAAUGCCUUCCACCGCACAUUUCUUGAUUGUGCCACUCUGCACAGCUCUCUUCUUCUUCUUCCUCCACAAAUGGCGCCGCCGCCGCCGCCUCGCCCCGACACGGCCGCCUCCGUCCCCGCCGAGGCUCCCGGUCGUGGGAAACCUCCACCAGCUGGGCUCGCUCCCUCACCGAUCCCUCCAGCAGCUCUCCCGCCGCCACGGCCCGCUCAUGCUCCUCCACUUCGGCAGCGUGCCCGUCGCCGUGGCCUCGUCGGCCUCGGCGGCGCGCGAGAUCAUGAAGGACCAGGACCUCAUCUUCUCCAACCGCCCCGCGCUCAGCAUCCCCGGCCGCCUUCUCUACGGCAACCGCGACGUCGCGUUCGCGCCCUACGGCGAGUACUGGCGGCAGAUGCGCAGCGUGUGCGUGCUCCACCUGCUCAGCGGCAAAAGGAUCCAAUCCUACCGCCGCGUGAGGGAGGAGGAGACCUCGCUCAUGGUGGCGCGCAUCGCGCAGCUCUCGCCCUCGACGGUCGACCUGACCGAUAUGCUGGCGUCGCUGGCGUGCGACGUGAUCUGCAGGGCGGCGCUGGGGAGGAAGUACGGUGCGGCGAGCAAGUUCAAGGCGGCGUUCGAGGAGUUCGUGCGGCUGCUGGGGGCGGCGCCGCUGUGGGAGUACAUCCCGUGGCUGAGAUGGACGAGGAGGUUCGACGGCGUGGAUGCGAUGGUGGCGCGAGUGGCUGCAGCAUUCGAUGAGUUUCUGGAGAGUGUGAUUCGAGAGCAUAGGGUUGGAGAGAGGAGAGAGAGGGAUGGUGGUGGAUUGGAUUUUGUGGACAUAUUGCUCGAUUUGCAGAGAGAGAAUCAAGGUCGCUCCCCCGUUGACGAUGAUACUAUCAAAGCUAUCAUCAUGGACAUGUUUGCUGCGGGGAGCGACACUACAUACACAGCUCUUGAAUGGGCGAUGACAGAGCUUAUAAGAAAUCCAUCCACCAUGAAAGCUCUGCAACACGAAGUGAGAGAAGCAGGUGGAAGCAAGGAGGAUAUAGACGAGCAAGACCUAGACAAAAUGCCCUAUCUCAAGGCAGUGUUGAAGGAGGCUCUAAGGCUGCACGCGCCGGUGCCGCUGCUAGUCCCUCGCGAGCUAACUCGGGAUACGAAAGUGCUGGGCUACGACGUCGCAUCCGGCACGCGCGUGAUGAUCAACGCGUGGGCGAUCGGCAGGGAUCCGUCGCUGUGGGAGGAUCCGGAGGAGUUUCGGCCGGAGAGGUUCCUCGAGACGAGCGUGGACUUCAAGGGCCAGCAUUUCGAGUUCAUCCCGUUCGGGGCGGGCCGGAGGGGCUGCCCCGGCGUUGCGUUCGCGGUGGCCGUCGACGAGCUGGCGUUGGCCAAGUUGGUGCACAGGUUCGACUUCGGAUUGCCUGAUGGAGCCAAGAUGGAGGAGUUGGAUGUGAGUGAAUCUAGUGGACUCACAAUCCAUAGGAAGUUUCCUUUGCUUGUUGUGGCUACUCCACAUCAUUGAUUAUUUGAUUGUAAUCAUUCUAUCUCGAGCCCUCUUCUUAAUUCGGGGUCCUACGUGUCAUUUAUGCGUGUCAGUUAUGGUGUUCUGGUUUUGAUGCGAUAUAUGUACAAAGAGAGGUGAAAUUGACUCGUCGGUAUGUGUUAAGUAAAAUGUUUUGAUAUUUGUAUAAACCUUUGUACUAACCUAUAAGAAGAGGAAUAAAUUUCUUUUGUGUAA
Molecule: messenger RNA, 2401 nt
Organism: Salvia miltiorrhiza (redroot sage)
Lineage: Eukaryota; Viridiplantae; Streptophyta; Magnoliopsida; Lamiales; Lamiaceae
Product: cytochrome P450 71A6-like
Exons: 2
Coding region: 692-2185 (497 amino acids)
Molecular function (GO): iron ion binding; heme binding; oxidoreductase activity, acting on paired donors, with incorporation or reduction of molecular oxygen
Source: RefSeq, a predicted model, not a curated record